Molecule: messenger RNA, 1851 nt
Organism: Leptosia nina
Lineage: Eukaryota; Metazoa; Arthropoda; Insecta; Lepidoptera; Pieridae
Source: the annotation of a GenBank genome assembly
AUGGAAGCAGCUGGAGCAUUGGCAAGUUUGGCGCCGUCACCCAUUACCGUGCUGGGUCUAAUACCACUCCUAGCUCUGGGGAUUACGUAUUUCAGAUAUCAGCAAUUCGACCCAGAGUCUUACAUAACAGAUGUAAACGCUAUCUUGCCGAUCUACGAUUUUGUAAUAGUCGGCGGGGGUUCUGCCGGCGCCGUAGUGGCAUCACGUCUAUCAGAGAUCGGCAACUGGACAGUGCUACUCUUAGAAGCUGGUCAAGAUGAGAACGAAAUCUCCGACAUACCAGCCUUAGCUGGCUACACACAGAUGUCCGAAAUGGAUUGGAAAUUUCAAACAACACCUUCCCAUAACCGUUCAUAUUGCUUAGCGAUGAACGGCGAUCGGUGUAAUUGGCCACGUGGAAAAGUCUUAGGCGGAUGCAGCGUCCUUAACGCCAUGGUUUACGUCCGCGGCAAUAGAAACGACUAUGAUCUAUGGGAGGCGCUAGGUAAUCCAGGAUGGUCAUACGAUCAAGUCUUACCGUAUUUUGUCAAAUCAGAGGAUAACCGAAAUCCGUACUUGGCAAACAAUCCAUAUCACGGAACAGGUGGAUACCUAACGGUACAGGAAGCUCCGUGGCGAACACCGCUAUCAGUAACGUUUUUAAAAGGUGGCAUGGAACUGGGUUACGAAUUUCGCGAUAUUAACGGCGCAAAACAAACUGGUUUCAUGUUGACCCAAGCGACUAUGCGCCGUGGAAGUAGAUGCAGCACAGCCAAAGCUUUUAUUAGACCGGUUCGUCAUCGGGAGAAUUUGCAUGUCGCUUUGGGCUCCCACGUUAGUAGAAUAUUGAUAAAUCCGGUCAAGAAACAAGCAUAUGGUGUGGAGUUUUACCGUAACGGAGAACGCCAUAAAGUGAGAAUAAAGCGCGAAGUUAUAAUGUCGGCGGGGGCACUUGCGAGUCCCCAAAUUCUAAUGUUAAGCGGAAUCGGACCAGCGGAACAUCUGAAAGAACACAAUAUACCAUUGAUUGCUAAUUUAAAGGUCGGCCAUAACUUACAAGACCACGUUGGACUGGGUGGCUUAACGUUCGUUGUAAAUAAACCGGUUACAUUUAAGAAGGACCGAUUUCAAUCGUUCUCUGUCGCAAUGGACUACAUUCUACACGAAAAGGGCCCGCUAACAACGCAAGGUGUAGAAGGAUUGGCGUUUGUUAAUACCAAAUACGCCCCGACAUCAGGUAAUUGGCCCGAUAUACAAUUUCACUUUGCACCUAGUUCAGUGAACUCAGACGGUGGGGAACAAAUCCGUAAAAUUCUCAAUUUACGAGAUAGAGUAUAUAAUACGGUGUACAAGCCGAUCGAAAGUGCUGAAACGUGGACGAUACUGCCGCUACUGUUGCGUCCAAAAAGCUCCGGGUGGGUGAAAUUAAAAAGUCGAAAUCCAUUUCAGCCACCGUCUAUAGAGCCAAAUUACUUUGCAUAUAAGGAAGACAUAGAAGUGUUAACUGAGGGGAUAAAGAUAGCGUUUGCCCUAUCCAACACGACGGCGUUUCAGCGGUACGGCUCGCGUCCACAUACAAUUCCCCUUCCUGGCUGUCAACAGCAUCCCCUGUUUAGUGACGAAUAUUGGGAGUGUAGUUUGAAACAUUUCACUUUUACAAUAUACCACCCAACUAGCACUUGUAAAAUGGGUCCAAAAUAUGAUCAGAGUGCUGUCGUUGAUGAGAGGUUGCGUGUGCACGGUGUUGCCAAUCUAAGAGUGGUAGAUGCUAGUAUCAUGCCUACAAUUAUAAGUGGUAAUCCAAACGCUCCCGUGAUUAUGAUCGCUGAGAAAGCCUCAGAUAUGAUCAAAGAAGACUGGCUUGUGUUAUGA